AUGAAGUUUGGUGAAGAGCUGGCGAAAGCUUCAUUGGACAACAAAAGUUUCGAAAAAGUGAAGCAGAUUCACCGGAAUUGGUAUUACUUCGCAUUGAAGGCUCUUAUGGGACAACUUGCGAAGGAAUUACUAAGGAACAUGGAUAGUCAGUCCGGCGAAAGAUUGAAACUCUGUCUGAGACGAAUUCUUACCACUAAAGACCUAAAAUUGACAGCGAUGUGUCUCACCAAAACUAAAAGGAAAUGGGAGAGGUUUAAGAACGAAAAUAAUUCAAGGCUCCAGAGCAAGGAAACAGUGGCUUUCAAGCAAGAACCCGAAAAGCAUCGAAAUUUCAUCUCAAAAGCACGAAUACUAGACUUUAACAAGUUGAAUGUUUCUGAUUCGUUAUCGAGGAAGGCUGGUCUGAAGAAGAAGAUUUACAAAGCUACCAUUCCUCAGAAGCGAUCGAAAAGAAGCCCCUACAGACUUGUAAUGCCGGAUAUAGACAGCAAUUCGAAGAAAGUGGGCAAAAGUGGUACAAUGCCACCUUUAUUUGCUCAAACUACGAAGAGUCCUCUACAUAAUGUGGCGGAUUUAUUCGUGUCGUUAUUUGGCAAGGUCCCAGUACCGGAUUUGUCUAAGAAGUGGUCGACAACGUACAAGAACUUGGAAAAAGUUGCUGAUGUUCUCGAGAACAACGAAAAAUUACCAGGAGCUCGUGUCUACAAUGCAAGGGUCUACGAUAUUGUUGUUGGCAACAACGUGACGAAACCGGCUGAGGUGUAUGUGCCAUCCUAUCUGCAGGAUGUGUUCAAUGUUGUGAACUCGUUCAAAGGAGGAGAGAAUACACGUAUACUUAGCCCACGAAUCGCUCCGCUCAUGCCAGACAAGGCAAAGAGGACAGGAGUUCUUUCUCCUUCUGUAUUUCCCUUCUACCGAGACGACGCGGAGGAGCAAAUAAUGCCUAUUCCAAAGGUAUUGGAAGAGACAGGACUAAAUGAAAAAGAUCGUGAAAAAGUACUAGAGAUGAUCAUGGAGGUCAGUGGUGCCCGAGAAGCUGCGGAUAACGCAUUAAAGAUCGGGGAAACCUUCGAACGGCUGCGUUCUUCAAUGUCUGGUAAACAGAAUGAGGAUUUGGUAGAAAAAGGAUAUACGUUCCUAGAAGCAGCACAACUGCGAAAGCUUCAUAAAGAUCAAGACCUUCACGAACCUGAAAUAAAAGCUAUGGUUGAUGAGUAUGGAGCGCUGAAUAAGAAGCAACGCGAGGAGGCUCUGUGGGAAGCAAUAGCGAAUAUUGCUGGACUCAAUAAACGUCGGAGACACAAGCGACAGUUUCGAGCAUUUUCUGCACUCGCUCCUUCCGUCCUCAGUCCGUACCAAUUCGCGCCGGUAUAUGGAAUGAGCGUCCUGGGACCUGUCGUUCUUUCGCCAAACACCUUCUCGCCACUAGUGUUGAAUCCUUCUGUUCUUGGACCAUGGGUCUUGUCACCAGCCGUUCCUUUACCGUUCGUUAUCUCACCAUACCUUCUCUCUCCUUAUGUAUUGUCACCCCUCGUAUUAGCUCCGUUUGUUUUCUCACCAUACGUACUUUCUCCUAACGUUAUUAAUCCUUAUGUAUUGGCACCUGUUGUUCUUAGCCCGAUGGUGCUAUGUCCUGAUGUGAUAUCUCCAAUGGUGCUAGCGGGAGCUGUUCUCUCCCCUUCUGUAGCUUCGCCCAGUGUCCUUUCCAAAAGUUAUCUCAUGGCUGAUGUAUUGUCACCGACAUUAAGUGCGACCAGCAAAGACAACGUUAAAAGCGUAAAAGAUUUGGCACUGAGCCAGGAAGACUUUAAUAAGAUACGUACUAUUCACAACAAUUGGUAUUUAUUCUCUAUCAAAGCUUUACUUGCUCAAAUGGCAAAAGAAUUUUUAUCUACAGCCAGUUAUGAAAAUGCGGAAAAUUUGAAGUCAUGUCUCAAAAGAAUACAACACACCAAGGACAUUAAGAAAACUGCUCGAUGCCUUAUUGUAGCGAAAGAACAUCAGGAAGAACAGAGCGAAAGACAGGAACCACCUGCGUUUGUUAUCGAAAAGGAGCCGCAGCAGAUUAGAAGACCAUGGUUGGCAGGAGUGACGCGUCUGAGCCUUCUUCGACUGAAGAAUGCGGCUAAGCGUCGGAGGGAGAUGAUGGAACAGACUGGAGAGCUGAGACCGAAACGCAGCCCACAUCGACUGGUUGUUUCCUCAGUUCUCAAAUCGGACAGCGAUUUCGUUGAGGUAAAACAGCAGCAAACAGCCCCACCUUUAGUGGAGCCCGCGAACAGUCCAGCUCAUCGUCUAUCGAAAUUGUUUGUCUCGUUAUUCUCCAAAACACCAACGUCAGAGGUCUCUACACGAUGGUCAACCACGUACAAGAAAAUGUUGGAAUUGAAGAAAAAGUUGGAUGAGAAUGAAAAAUUGCCUGGUAAAGAUGUGUAUGACAGGAAGAUCUACGACAUAGUCGUUGACGAUGACACCUCUUCUGAAGGCGGUCUUGACGAGGUAAGCAAUCAAGCUAUGUCUCACUUCCGCUUCCUUUUCCCGACCACAUUUCGAAACGAAAAAGUCAUUCAUCAUAUUUUAGCCAUACAUCCCACCGUUCUUGAAGCACGUUGUGGACAUUGUGAAGUCGUUUAG
Messenger RNA from Haemonchus placei, 2634 nucleotides. NCBI's taxonomy places the organism in Eukaryota, Metazoa, Nematoda, Chromadorea, Rhabditida, Trichostrongylidae. The record is from the annotation of a GenBank genome assembly.